UGCAUAAUUUGAAAUCACUGUUAUUAUACUGACAUGUCGUUAACUAUUGAAAAACAAAUUGAAUUACUAUUAGAUGGACAUCCUUUAGAAAUUGAUGACACGCAUGAAACUAACCAUGCCGUACAAAAUGAAAUAGGAGGAAAAGGAACACCUAGUUCUUAUAUACCAAUUUGUCAAAAAACUGUAACAUACAUUGUUGCUGCUGUAGUAAUAAAUAAUCAAGGGGAGGUAUUAAUGAUGCAAGAAGCAAAAGCAACUUGCAAUGGAAAAUGGUAUUUACCUGCUGGUCGAGUUGAACCUAAUGAAAAUUUAUUAGAUGCUAUUAAAAGAGAAGUUUUGGAGGAAACAGGACUUAUAUUAAAGCCAGAAACAUUAAUAUUAGUAGAAUGUGCAACUGAUUCAUGGUUCCGAUUUGUAUUUACUGGAAAAAUUACUGGUGGCAAAUUAAAAACAUUAGAAGAAGCAAAUGAAGAAUCAUUGCAAGCUUGUUGGAUGAAUAAUAUAAAUGAUCUGUCGCUCAGAUCAAAUGAUAUUAUUCCUUUGAUAGAAAGAGGUAAAACUUAUGUCAUGAAUAAAGAUGUUUCACAACAUCCACAUUUAAUGCCAAUUAGUACACCAUUGAGCAAAUUGUUGUUGCGGCUUUCAAUUACUUCAAAAAAAAGAGCAACGAAUAAAUUACAUAUUCUUGUAUCAGAUACCAUGCCAUUUCAUUUACCAAUUUGUGAAAUCAAUCCAAAUCGCAACCUUCUUUCUACUCUACAUAAUUUUAUGAAGGAAUUAUUUGGAAAUGGAGUUGCACAGCAUAAACCACAUGGUAUACUUUCUGUAGAAUUCAGUGGAGGUCAAGGAGGAGAUGGACUUUGUUUAACAUUAUUGGUAUCAUUUAAGUUACCUGUAGAAGAUGUACCUGCUACUGGAAAAUUCAUUUGGCAUGAAUUGUCCGAAAAUCUGGCCACAAGUAUUACGUAUCGUUUACCACGAAAUAUGACUGUGCCUUUAAACGUUAUACGAUGAUCAAAUAUGCAUAGUUUAACUGCAUGCU
This is a messenger RNA of Eufriesea mexicana, 1042 nucleotides long. Its product is annotated as 8-oxo-dGDP phosphatase NUDT18. Lineage: Eukaryota; Metazoa; Arthropoda; Insecta; Hymenoptera; Apidae. Gene Ontology annotation, molecular function: 8-oxo-dGDP phosphatase activity; 8-oxo-GDP phosphatase activity. The transcript is spliced from 4 exons. The record is from RefSeq and is a predicted model, not a curated record. The coding region runs from base 34 to 1014 and encodes 326 amino acids.